UGGGAUGACGAGCUCCCUCGUUGUCCCACCUUCGCACACACAGGCCAAAUGAGCGCCGACAUCCUCGCCCGGUUCUACGGUCUCAUCUUCUUUAGCGCGAUUUUUAUCAUCGCCGCCGUCCGCGUCGUGAUCUCCCGGAGGAGUCAGACAAGUCCUGCAGUCCUGCCGGUGAGCCGUGCAUGACCAAGCGCUACGACGCGUGGUUCUGAUCUACGAAACAAUUAGGUGAACUCGCGCAGUGGCCGCAACGUGCGACCGAGCUCGAGAGACCGGAGUCUCAGUUCAGAGAUAAUGUCAUAUAAGCAGCCGCUGGCGCCCACCGCGCCGCCGGCCGAGGCGGUGGUUGUGACAGUCGAGCCGCCGUCGGGGCGGACGACCGCGGACGAAUUACGGAUGGGCGCGACGGCGAUGGCGCCGGACCAACACGAGCGAAAGUUCCAGACGGACGUUUGCGACUCAUUUAAUCACAGUGACUACCUUGGUACCGGCCUCGCGAGCUUUUGCUGUCCGUGCCAUAUGUGCGGCCAACUCAUGGAGAAGCAGGGGCACCGCGGGAGACACCGUUGCAUCACGACGUGUUGUGGUCUGCUUUUCGUCGCGAGCGUCGUGUUGCUGGUGUUAUCGGCGUUCCUCCGGGCAUGUGCCUCCUCGGCCCUUGCCGUUGGCGCGGUCCUCGCGGGAAUUUUUCUCCUCGGCCUCUACUGCAUCGGGUGGUCGCUCCGACGGCGCAUUCGGCGCAAAUGGGGUAUCCCGUCGCCGAGAUGCGCGUACGGCCUCGAGUCGCUCGACGUCUGUUGUUGGUGCGCGGGUUGCGACGACUGCUGUUGUAUGCUUUGGUGCGGGCCGUGCGCCCUCGACCAGCUGGCCCGCCAGGAAUACCUCGCGUCGAACGGCUACUCCGUAGAAUACGACUUCUACGCGACGACGGGCGUGGUUCCCGGCGUCCAGUACGCGCGGCCGCCGGUCUAAACACAGUUGUU
Pelagomonas calceolata is the source of this 980-nucleotide messenger RNA. The record is from the annotation of a GenBank genome assembly. Lineage: Eukaryota; Pelagophyceae; Pelagomonadales; Pelagomonadaceae.